UAGGGGAGCUAAGCCAGGUCUGUCCUCGGCUCAUGAACUACAAUUCCCAGCAUGCGGCACGUGAAGCCGCCGGCACUUCCUGUUUCCGGUGAUGGUGCUCAGCCUCUCCUGGAGUUAAGAAUUGGGUUUCUGAGGCUCAGUUCCUCUCAGUGACACAGUUACAAUGUCUUUAUCAGAGUGGUAUAUUGCAGUGAAGCUGGCAGAUCAGCCAUUGGCCCCCAAAUCCAUCCUGCGGCUACCAGAGACCGAGUUGGGAGAGUGUCCUUUGGGUGGGUGCAGCAUCUCCUACCUGAAGCAUCUUAUCACUGGAAAGCUGCAGGAGUCAGUCCCAGACCCGGAACUCAUUGAUCUGAUCUACUGUGGCCGCAAGCUGAAGGAUGACCAAACACUUGACUUUUAUGGCAUCCAGUCAGGCUCAACUGUUCAUGUCCUGCGGAAGUCGUGGCCCGAGCCGGAUCAGAAACCAGAGCCUGUGGAUAAAGUAGCUGCACUGCGAGAGUUCCGGGUCCUGCAUACCGCCCUGCAUAGCAGUCCUGCAUACAGAGAUGCAGUCUUCAAGAUGCUGGCGAACAAGGAAUCACUGGAUCAGAUCAUUGUAGCUACCCCUGGUCUCAGCAGCGACCCUGUUGCUCUGGGUGUCUUGCAGGACAAAGAUCUUUUCUCUGUCUUCGCUGACCCAAACAUGCUGGACACGCUAAUCCCAGCUCACCCUGCUCUGGUGAACGCCAUCAUCCUGGUUCUGCACUCAGUGGCGGGCAGCACACCCCUCCCAACUCCGGAAACCUCCUCACGCAGCAUGCCCUCCAGCUCCUACAGGGACAUGCCUGGUGGCUUUUUGUUUGAAGGUCUCUCUGACGACGAAGAUGAUUUUCAUCAGAGCACAAGGUCCACGCCUUCCAGCAGCACUUCUGGGUCCCGCCCAGCAUCGCUCGGCUACACUGGAGCUGCCGGACCCCGGCCAAUCACACAGAGUGAACUGGCAACUGCGCUGGCGCUGGCCAGCACUCCUGAGAGCAGUUCACACACUCCUACCCCAGGCACCCAGGGUCACUCAUCGGGCACUUCUCCGAUGUCCUCUAGUGUCCAGUCAGGAACUCCCAUCACCAACGACCUCUUCAGCCAGGCCCUGCAGCAUGCCCUGCAGGCAUCUGGGCAGCCUACCAUGCAGAGCCAGUGGCAGCCACAGUUGCAGCAGCUGCGGGACAUGGGCAUACAUGAUGAUGACCUGAGCCUCCGGGCCCUCCAGGCCACCGGAGGGGACAUUCAGGCUGCCCUGGAGCUGAUAUUUGCAGGCGGGGCGCCCUAACCCCCUGUGAGCGAGGGCGGAGUGGCAUGUUUCAGAGAUGCUGCUAGGGAUAUGCUCUUCCUCCUCGUUUUCUGCUCUUAACUUGGUGCUUGUGUCAUUAUAGUGGCUGCCAUAUUCCACCUCACCAAAACAUGCAAGGGCAGAGAGAGAGAUGCCACAGCUGCUGAGCACCCUGCAUUUCCGGCCAUUUCUGGAAACGGGGGCAUUUGUCUUAAGUGAAUACGAGCUUUUGGCCUCAUCAGCAGGAGGACUGUACAGGCAUCUGUAUUAAGGAGAGACUCAGUACCCUACAGCCUGAGAUUCCCUCUUCAGCUGAGACCUGCCCCCACCAGCUGUGGGGAACCAGUUUGGAAUUUGAAGAACAGGAGUACUUGUGGCAUCUUAGAGACUAACAAAUUUAUGUGAGCAUAAGCUUUCGUGGACUAAUGCCCACUUCAUCAAUCAUAUUCACAAAAAUGUGAUUGGAUUAUUCCCAGCAAAGGUGCAGUAGCACACAGUGACCACAGUGUGGCAGUAAAGGCACAUCACAUCGGAGGUGCACUUCAGACAAGCCAGUAAUCAGAGAACUUCAAAGCCUUUGACCAUGGUCCUUCUUGGAGGAAAAUAUCCCUGUUCACAUAGGAGAGAGUCCGAAAAGCCCAGGCCAGUGUUUUCAGGAGUGGCCUCUGGUUUUGGUUGCCCAACGGGAGGACAGUUUGGAGCUGAUUUUCAUUGUCAAUUCAUUGAAGUUCAUAGCCAGUGAAGUCAAUGGCCAUGUGUUAAAAGAGGCUGAACAGUGUAUUUUUAGAUAUAUUGCUGCCUACAUUUCCUCCCAUGUUGAGGUUUGGCACAUGAUCUCAAAUGGGCUGAGUUACUUGCUAGUCAAAUGUUCGUAGGCUGGCUUGCUCAUAGGGUUUUUGAAACGUGUUCAUUUGAUCAUACAGUUUCAGUUUUUGCCAGCAGCUCUUCCGUUAACUCUAUGGUAUGGGGCUACCUCAGGGGCUCUCGCUGUAAGCAUGUUUCACUAGGGACUUCCCAUUUUUGGCAUCAAAGUGAAUCUGCCUGGUUAAGUUUCUGAUGCCCCCAUCAACAUCACUCUGUGGGAGGGCAGGGAGAGCGAAGUGGCCCUCAGGUGUGUUAUCAGUUGGUAGCAGCUGUUUCCACUGUGGUCUCCAAAGCUGCCCUGGCACCCUUGUUAUCUCUGGAUAUCCUUUCCUUCCCCAUUGCAUACUGGGGCUGCCUGCCACUGAUCUUGUCUUUCUUGGAAGAGCAGGUCUGAGUGCCUGUUCUUGGGCAGCUGCCCUGGAUCACGGCCCAGCCGAUUUCCUGGUUGCCAGACCCACUCUGCAAUGUUGUCUGGCUGUUAUCCACCCUCCCCACCACAUUUCACCUUGCUGGUUAGGAACAUCCCACGGCAUGGCUGGCCUCCCCGGCCAAGGCCACGGCAUCUGGUGACAAGAAGAGGAUUUGGAGAAGGUGACAUUGCAAACGGAGCAGAAUGGAGAUGUGAACAUCCUUGCUUCGUUAGGCUGCAAAUGGGAGGAUACUGAAGCUGGAGGAAGCUAAUUAGAUGAAGGAUUGCCUGUGAGGGAACAGGUGGGGCUUCUGCAAAGCCAGAAGGCUGGCAAGCAGCAGGGAGGAAGCCUGCAGUCGUCCUUCUGGGGUAAGGGAGAAGAAGCCUGGUAGGAAGGUGUCUGGGACAGGGUGAGAGCAGUAAGGUGAUGGCGAUGCCAACCCUAACUAUUCACUAGAGGGCCCUGGAGUGGAACCCAGAGUACAGGGCAGGUCUGGGUUCCAGCUCCAACCAUUGCAGUGUGGUAUUGUUUGGGGGCCAUGAACAGGAAGACUGCCUGGGCCCUGUUGGAGUGCAGGGCUGGCUCCAGCUUUUUUGCUGCCCCAAGUGGCGAAGAAGAAAAGAAAAGCCCGAUUGAGCGGAGCGAUUGAGCUGCUGCCAAAGUGCUACCGAAGAGGAAGCAAGGCACUGAAGGACCCGCCGCCAAAUUGCUGCCGCGGACCUGGACAUUCUGCCCCUUUCUGUUGGCCGCCCCAGGCACCUGCUUCCUUCGCUGGUGCCUGGAGCUGGCCCUGUUGGAGUGCCAGGGUCAGGGGCCAUGAGGACUGCCUGAUGCCACGUGGACAGAAGAGGCUUUGAAAGCCUACCCCCGAAGGGGAACCACUUAGUGAUCUGGCUGGAAGGCUACGUCACAGAGGAGCUGCAGUGGCUACUGGAGCGAGACAGGGCUGCAAACAGAGAGAGAGGCAAAGGGACAGGAGGCAACUGCAGGAAGAGGCAUCGACUUUGCAAGCUAUUUCCCAAAGCAUCCAAGUGGAGAUGCCAUCCCAGUGCUGAGUAGAGCACCCCUCACCCAUCACACCCCAUGCUCUGGGUGUCCCUAAACCUCUUACUGCUAGAAACAGUGACUGGAUGAUGGGAUGGAUUACUCGAUAAAUUGCCUGGUCUGUUCAAUCCCUCUGAAGCACUUGGCACCGGCCACUGUCAGAAGAUCAGAUGCUGGGCUACAUGGAACGUCAGUCUGAUUUAGAGUGGCCACUCCUGUGUUCUCCUGAUAGUCACAAGAAAAAGUCAUGUUUCCGGCAGCAUGCAGAAACCACCUUGCUUCUGCUUUUUGUGGCUUAUUGGAGUGAAUCUGAAAUCCAGCAUUUCAGUCCCCUAAGAUUUCUGAUGUAAAACUCCUAUUAGCAAGAGACUGAGAUUUUUCCCCCCAUGGUCUCCUGAGAGAGCCCUGGUUCCUCGUCUUCUACUGCAGCCUGCCAUAGAAGGGGUUUGGUUUUACUGCUGAGACACUGGAGCCAUUUGGACUCAGCGUCCCCGUUGUCCCCGCCCCUGCUCCACAUUUCCCUACUGGCACCGGGACUUGUGUGCAAAUACUUGGAUCACUUUAUCAUGACAUGUCUUGAGCACUAGUCAGGACUCCUGCUCCCUUCUGCCUGCAGUGGGAUUGGUUGGGUCAGCUGGCAAAGGCAGAUAUGGGCCAGCAGCAGUGGUCUCUCACAGAGAGUUCUCCAUGCAGGUGUCCUGCCAGGAGUCGGGGGAAGCAAAGGGAUUUAGCUGAGCCUCUGUCUAUGCCACGUAGACUGUGAUGGUGGUUCCCAGCCCUAGUUUCUUGAUCUUGGCCAGGUCCUACAGCAGGGGUCAUCAAUUUUUUUUUUCAAGGUCCAAAUUUCUUGGUCAAGGUCCGUACUUCAGAGAACAUAAUAAAACAACAAUAAUAAUGAUAAUAAGCAAAUAAAGAUCUGGGGGCCCAUUCAAAA
Gopherus flavomarginatus (Mexican gopher tortoise) is the source of this 4558-nucleotide messenger RNA. RefSeq names its product ubiquitin like 7 (gene UBL7). Gene Ontology annotation, biological process: ubiquitin-dependent protein catabolic process. The transcript is spliced from 12 exons. Bases 164 to 1306 code for a protein of 380 amino acids. NCBI's taxonomy places the organism in Eukaryota, Metazoa, Chordata, Testudines, Testudinidae. Gene Ontology annotation, molecular function: polyubiquitin modification-dependent protein binding. Gene Ontology annotation, cellular component: cytosol. The record is from RefSeq and is a predicted model, not a curated record.